CAUAGUAAUGGGGAUACUUUACUUAUUCACAGUUAUUUCUAGAGAGAUUUUCCCACUGAGUUCCUAUUGACACCAUUGAUCUUUUUAGCUUCUAUGAGGGGGGAGUGGAGCAGGGGCAGACUGACCAUUUGGAAAGUCAGGCAUGCCCGAGGACCCGGGGUCAGUAGGGGGCCCAUGAGAUGCCCCUGGUACCUUUUUCAUAGGCUUUUUUGAGUUUGGGCAAGGACACAGGGGCCCCAUGAUCCCCUAUUGCCCGGGGGCCCCAUGA
Messenger RNA from Staurois parvus, 268 nucleotides. The record is from the annotation of a GenBank genome assembly. Lineage: Eukaryota; Metazoa; Chordata; Amphibia; Anura; Ranidae.